AUGACACCCAGCGGCAGCAGCAUCAGCACCACCACCACCGCUAACCUAUCGACCACGGCCGAACUCGACGCCCUCGCCGCCACCGACGUGCGCGAGCCCAUCCCCGCCGCCGCCCUCGCCCCCGCGCUGACCUCGCCGCCCUUCAUCCCCACCCGCUCGCUCAUCAACCUGCGCGACGUGGGCGCCGUGCCCGGCAGCGCCGUGCCCGCGGGCCGCUUCUACCGCUCGGGAGCCAUGGACGCCGCCGCCGCCGACCCCGACGCCCUGGCCUGGCUCGCCGCCAACGUCCGCCGCGUCUUCGACAUGCGCCUCGCCAGGGAGCGCGCGCGCGCCCCGGACCCGGCCGUCCCGGGCGUCGACAACGUCUGGUACGACGACAGCGACGGCGGCGGCGGCUAUCCGGACCCCGUGCUCGCCGACUUCGCCGUCGACGGCGGGCGGCCCGCCUGGAGAGCGCAGUACCUGGCCGUCGCCCACAACUACCGCCCCGUCAUCCGCGCGGUGCUGGAACACGUGCGCGACCGCCCGGAGGAGCCCGUGCUCUUUCACUGCACCGCUGGACGGGACCGCACCGGCGUCUUGGCCGGCCUGCUGCAUCACCUCGCCGGCACUGACCCCGAGGCCGCCGCGCGCGACUACAUGCUGUCACGCAUCGGCACGGAGCCCGCGCGCGACAAGCUCACGCACUUUGCCAUGGCCACCGUGGGCAUCACCGACCCCGACACGCCGGGCUUCGUCAACCUCAUCAGCCUGCGGCCGGACCUCUGGGCCGCCUUCCUCGAGGGCCUGCAGGACGAGUUUGGCGGCUGGGACGGCUACGUCGUCAAGAGCCUGGGCCUGUCCCCGGAGGAUCUCGCCAAGAUCAAGGCCAACAUGCGACCCUAG
Molecule: messenger RNA, 885 nt
Organism: Purpureocillium takamizusanense
Lineage: Eukaryota; Fungi; Ascomycota; Sordariomycetes; Hypocreales; Ophiocordycipitaceae
Exons: 2
Coding region: 1-885 (294 amino acids)
Biological process (GO): dephosphorylation
Molecular function (GO): phosphoprotein phosphatase activity
Source: RefSeq, a predicted model, not a curated record